Molecule: messenger RNA, 549 nt
Organism: Lindgomyces ingoldianus
Lineage: Eukaryota; Fungi; Ascomycota; Dothideomycetes; Pleosporales; Lindgomycetaceae
Exons: 3
Coding region: 1-549 (182 amino acids)
Source: RefSeq, a predicted model, not a curated record
AUGGAGCAUGAGGAAAAUAUAUCCGAGACAACACUUCUGGUGUUUCUAGAGCUGGAGAGAAUGAGUGAAGAGCCGAAGGAGAAGGCGAUGAAACGAUUUGGACACUCUGCGAGUGAUUACUUUGAACGACAGGCACAGGCUAAAUUUCAGUCUCAAAAUCUAGAUUUUGAGUUUCGGAAUGCUCCACGCAAGGAGCUUGCAAGCAAGUAUUCAGAUCCGAAUCAUCCUGCUAGUAGUCUCGUGUUUAUUACAAGUGACGGGAAGCUCAAUCCUGUUGGGGCCACUAGACAGCGGAGAGAGAACUACAGUCCUUUAAGAUACAUGUUGACGCGGGAUGCAUUGUAUUUGAUGGUUAGCAUGAGCGGGCUGGCUGAGUUGAUCGCAAUUGAUGGCUCUCUUGUUGAUCACAUUGUCUUGUUCAUAAUGCCAGCAAGGAUCCAACAUAGUACCUCUCUUUCUCUAUCGCAACCUAAACUAUCCUGCUUUCACUCUCCUUCAUCCUCUAUUCGAGUUGAAGUACAGUACCAGGGACUUCAAUAUCAACUCUAG